Molecule: messenger RNA, 2391 nt
Organism: Kogia breviceps (pygmy sperm whale)
Lineage: Eukaryota; Metazoa; Chordata; Mammalia; Artiodactyla; Physeteridae
Source: RefSeq, a predicted model, not a curated record
GCUGAGGGCGGGCGGGCACAGUGUAGGGUUACAGUCCAUUUAUGGACGCAGCAGAGGGCAGAUAUCAGUGUCGAUGGCAUUCGUUCCCAGCUAUUCUUAGGAGCCUCUCAGGAGCUGCACACAGCCCGGCCAGGCAGAAAGGGACGGAGCAGAGGCCGCCGCUGUCAGCACCGGCAUGUCUUACAGCGUGACCCUGACCGGGCCUGGGCCCUGGGGCUUCCGUCUGCAGGGGGGCAAGGACUUCAACAUGCCACUCACCAUAUCCCGGAUCACACCGGGCAGCAAGGCCGCCCAGUCCCAGCUCAGCCCGGGUGACCUUGUGGUGGCCAUUGACGGCGUCAACACAGAUACCAUGACCCACCUGGAGGCCCAGAACAAGAUCAAGUCUGCCAGCUACAACCUGAGUCUCACACUGCAGAAGUCGAAGCGUCCCAUUCUCAUCUCCACGGCAGCGCCCCCGAUCCAGUCCCCUCUGCCUGUGAUCCCCCACCAAAAGGUGGUAGCCAACUCUCCAGCCAACGCCGACUACCAGGAACGCUUCAACCCCAGCGCCCUGAAGGACUCGGCCCUGUCGACCCACAAGCCCAUCGAGGUGAAGGGGCUGGGCGGCAAGGCCACCAUCAUCCACGCACAGUACAACACGCCCAUCAGCAUGUACUCCCAGGACGCCAUCAUGGACGCCAUCGCCGGGCAGGCCCAGGCCCAGGGCAGUGACUUCAGUGGGGCGUCACCGCUGGCGAGCCUUCCUGUCAAAGACCUCACCGUAGACAGCACCUCUCCUGUGUAUCAGGCUGUGAUUAAGAACCAGAACAAGCCGGAAGACGAGGCUGAUGACUGGGCCCGCCGCUCCUCCAGCCUGCAGUCUCGCUCCUUCCGCAUCCUGGCCCAGAUGACGGGGACAGAAUAUAUGCAAGACCCUGAUGAAGAAGCUUUGCGAAGGUCAAGCACCCCUAUUGAGCAUGCUCCAGUGUGCACCAGCCAGGCCACCACCCCGCUGCUGCCCGCUUCUGCCCAGCCGCCUGCUGCUGCCUCUCCCAGCGCAGCCUCGCAACCCCUGGCCACAGCCGCUGCCCAUGCUGCCACCGCCUCUGCCGCAGCCCCUGCCUCAAGCCCUGAGGACAGUCCAAGGCCCCAGGCCUCUGCCUACAGUCCCACUGUGGCCACCUCUCCAGCACCUGCAGCCCAUACAUACAGCGAGGCCCCAGCUGCCCCUGCACCCAAGCCCCGGGUUGUCACCACUGCCAGCAUCCGGCCUUCUGUCUACCAGCCAGUGCCUGCAUCUACCUACAGCCCAUCCCCAGGGGCCAAUUACAGUCCAACCCCCUACACCCCCUCCCCUGCCCCCACCUACACCCCCUCCCCUGCCCCCGCCUACUCCCCCUCCCCAGCACCAGCCUAUACCCCCUCGCCAGCCCCAAGCUAUAAUCCUGCACCCUACAGCGGGGGCCCUGCGGAGUCUGCCAGCCGUCCCCCAUGGGUGACAGACGACAGCUUCUCUCAGAAGUUUGCCCCUGGCAAGAGCACCACGACUAUCAGCAAGCAAGGCCUGCCCCGAGGGACCCCUGCGUACAACCCGCCACCGGCUCCGCAGGUGUCCCCCCUUGCCAGGGGUACCGUCCAGAGGGCCGAGCGCUUCCCAGCCAGCAGUCGGACUCCGCUCUGUGGCCACUGCAACAGCAUCAUCCGGGGCCCCUUUCUGGUAGCCAUGGGCCGCUCCUGGCACCCAGAAGAGUUCAACUGUGCCUACUGCAAGACCUCCCUGGCAGACGUGUGCUUUGUGGAGGAGCAGAACAACGUUUACUGUGAGCGGUGUUAUGAGCAGUUCUUUGCCCCGGUCUGUGCCAAAUGCAACACCAAAAUCAUGGGGGAAGUGAUGCAUGCCUUGAGACAGACGUGGCAUACCACCUGCUUUGUCUGUGCAGCCUGCAAGAAGCCCUUCGGGAACAGCCUCUUCCACAUGGAAGAUGGGGAGCCCUACUGUGAGAAAGACUACAUCAAUCUGUUCAGCACCAAGUGUCACGGUUGUGAUUUCCCCGUGGAGGCCGGUGACAAGUUUAUCGAAGCCCUGGGGCAUACCUGGCACGACACCUGCUUCAUUUGCGCAGUCUGCCACGUGAAUCUGGAGGGGCAGCCAUUCUACUCCAAGAAGGACAAACCCUUGUGCAAGAAACAUGCACACGCCAUCAAUGUGUAGGGAGCCCAGGGCGUCUGCUGGCAACGAAGGAUUCAAGGAGGCUGAUGUUUCUUUUUGGGGGGAAAAGGGAGAAGACAGGAAGUGACUGAGCCCUUUUGAAGUAUAAUUUUAGUCCUUUCUUCUGCACACAGAUUGUGUAUUUGCAUAGUUCAGACUAGAAGCCAAAUGAAGAUUCCUGAACCAAGCUAGUAAUUAAU